Gracilinanus agilis (Agile Gracile Mouse Opossum) is the source of this 1856-nucleotide messenger RNA. RefSeq names its product secreted frizzled related protein 5 (gene SFRP5). NCBI's taxonomy places the organism in Eukaryota, Metazoa, Chordata, Mammalia, Didelphimorphia, Didelphidae. Bases 1 to 975 code for a protein of 324 amino acids. The record is from RefSeq and is a predicted model, not a curated record. The transcript has 2 exons. Gene Ontology annotation, biological process: negative regulation of canonical Wnt signaling pathway; canonical Wnt signaling pathway; non-canonical Wnt signaling pathway. Gene Ontology annotation, molecular function: Wnt-protein binding.
AUGAAGGGCGCGCGAACUGCGUUGCGGCUGCUGCUGCUGGGGCUGGCGCUGGGGCUAGGGUUUCUGGUGGCGCCGGGCGCUCCGGCCGCCCGAGCCGAAGAGUACGACUACUACGGCUGGCAGGCGGAGCCCCUGCCCGGCGGGGGCGCUGGGCGCUUCUACUCCAAGCCCCCGCAGUGCCUGGACAUCCCAGCCGACCUGGCGCUCUGCCACACAGUGGGCUACAAGCGCAUGCGGCUGCCCAACCUGCUGGAGCACGAGAGCCUGGCCGAGGUGAAGCAGCAGGCGAGCAGCUGGGUGCCGCUGCUGGCCAAGCGCUGCCACUCGGACACUCAGGUCUUCCUGUGCUCGCUCUUCGCCCCCGUCUGCCUGGACCGGCCCAUCUACCCGUGCCGCUCGCUGUGCGAGGCCGUGCGCGAUGGCUGCUCCCCGCUCAUGGGCUCCUAUGGCUUCCCCUGGCCCGAGAUGCUACACUGCCACAAGUUUCCGCUGGACAACGACCUGUGCAUCACCGUGCAGUUCGGCCACGUGCAGGCCACCGCGCCGCCAGGAACUUUAGACACCUGCAGAUCUUCCUUCAGGCUGAGUCCUCCUUACUUCUUCCCUUCUAUCCCUCCUCCCCCCACAGUGGUCAAAAUGCGGAUCAAAGAAGUCAAAAGUGAAAAUGGCGACCGGAAACUCAUUGGGGCCCAGAAGAAGAAGAAGCUACUCAAGACUGGGCCCUUGAAGCGAAAGGACACCAAGAAGCUGGUGCUCUACAUGAAGAAUGGGGCCAGCUGUCCCUGCCCCCAGCUGGACAGCCUGACUGGGAACUUCCUUAUCAUGGGGAGAAAGGUAGAGGGGCAGCUUCUGCUUACCGCCAUCUACCGCUGGGAGAAAAAGAACAAGGAAAUGAAGUUUGCUGUCAAGUUCAUGUUCUCCUACCCCUGCUCCCUCUACUAUCCUUUCUUCUAUGGGGCUGCAGAACAACACUGAAGGGUAGUCCUCCUUUGUCCCCCACCCAACCCUCCCUGGUCUCAGCCCUGCGGACUAGCUGCCUCUUCUGCCACCCUCACCCUGGUCUUCCCUCCUGCUCUGACCAUUCCUGAUGGAGCCACUGAGAGGGAGAGAGGACAGUUUCCCAUGAGGGGGGAAAUGAUAAGCAAAUUGAGGCAAGCUCUUCUCUCCAUGGGCCAACAGGUGAUAUCCUAGCCUUAAGGGAAAGGUAUAGAGACAGGGGGUCACCCUCAUUGGCCAAGAUAUACCAUGGUGGCCCUGCUUUAGGUUCCCCCUAUCCCAGUCGUGCUGCCUUAUCCCAUUGAGAGGGACCUCUGGGUCUCAGCAAGCAGGAGGAGGAAGGGAACGAGGAAGGGGCAGGAAUGUAAAGAGACAGGUUAUUUCCAGGGGGAGAUCAGGUAGUAUAGCCUCUCUCACUCUCAGUGAUGGAAACAAGGAUAAGGAGAUCCCAUUCUGAAAUAGAAUGAGUUGCCCUGAGCAGCUCUCCUCACCUCAUUCCUCCAGAAAGGAAAAGAAGUGAGAAACACCAGGGAAAUGCAUUGUGGGGUUUAUCAUCAAAGCCCCAAUCUUUCCUCCUUCCCCUUCUACCACUGACCUCGUCUCACCCCAUUUCUCUACCCCUCUACUUAGGUGUAUCUACCACUGGCCUUGAACUAAAUGGGAAGACCAGUUCCCAUCUCUAUGCAAUUACUGCCCCCUACAAAAUUUCUCCUGGGAAGAUUCAUUCACCACCCUUAAAAUCUCCUGCCCACCAUUUUCCCCACCCUCCAACCGUGUUUAAGUAAAUUAUUGCUGGUGCUGAGGUCAUUGGGGCUACAGGAUUUAUAUCAUUUUUUGUAAAUUUCUAAUUAAAUCUGAGA